UUGAUCAUGUAUACACGCCAUCUUGUCACACAGCUUAGAUGUCGUUCAACUCAUCGAUAUCCCAAGUUUAUAUAAAGUUUAAAAGUAACGUUAAAAAAGAUUCAUUCUUUCCAAGAGAUCAUCAUAGAAGGUGACGUCAUAAUACAUAAAAGAGGAUCAAUAAAAACAAGCCUGGAGUAAACUUUCAACCUUCUGCUGCAUAAGUAACCACGCCAUCUUCGGCAAAUAUUAGGUGAAUAAGGCAUCUUGGAGAGCUUACCACAACAGAUCACUACUCUGAUUACCAUGGCAACUAACUUCACCCUAGACCAACAAUGUGAAGGAAAUGAGUGUCAAUCAAUCACAGAUGUGACGUACUACGUGUAGGAGAAGAAGAGACUCUGUGAUGACUGCGCCUCAAAAGAAGGAUGCGUCGCAAGAGUUAAAAGAGGUGUACCAAAUAUUUAUUGUGAAGAACAUGAUGAAAAGGUAAAAUUAUAUUGUAAAAGUCAUGGUAAACCGUUGUGUGCUUUUUGUGCAUUAGAUCAUUUAGACCCAUGUGUGCGACAAAAUAUGGAUGUCGCAAUUGGAGACCUUCAAGCAAAUCUUACAAGUAUAAAAGAAAAAGGGCGGGACAAAUUAAAAGAAGGUCGUCUUUAUGAAGGUGAAAUUGACCAAUGCACGAAAGACACAGACACACAUCUACAAGCUUUGACAGAUGAAGUUAAUUCCAUAAUCAAGGAUGCGAUCAAUUUAGAUAAAGUCAAGGAGAAGAUGGAGGCUGACAAAAUCAACCAAGAAUUUGAUGAUCAGAAUCAAGUACUUCAAGAGGAGAUUAUGAAGAUCAAUGAGAAGAUUAGAAAGAACAAUGAAGAGAGGGAGAAACAACUUGAAUUAAUCCAUACAAAUGCACAGAUUAGACAAAGACACAUGGACAGUAAGAAGAUUGGUCUUCAUAGAGACAUUGAUAACAUUGUUAAAGAGAAGGAUAGGAAGAUCAGAGAGUUGAUGAAAUCAUUACAGGAUGACACAAAAACAAUAGAGAAUGCAAUACAAACCAUAGAUACAGUACUAGAAGACGAUAAAAACAUUGUUAAAGAUGGUCAUAGUGUGAACAUGUCAGUGAGUGAUAAACUAAAGAAACCACUUUAUAAGAAUGAUGUGAAACAAAUCACUGAUAGAAUAUCAUGUGUGAGGUUUGUGAAGAGUGUUGGGAGAGAAAAGUAUGAUGGUAGGAUUGGUGGGUAUGAUGGCGAGUGGAUGCUUAGUGAUACAAUCAGUGUCAAAGAUAAAAUCACAUACCCAAUUAUUGUGGGUUGCAUAGAUGAAUGUAAUGUGAUCAUCAAUGGCAUAGUCUCAGGUAGCCCGCAUACAUACAUGUUAGAUAUUAACACUAACCACAUCCAGAGAGUGAUAACGGGUACUAAUACAUCAUUGGUAAUCUCCUGUGCAUUACUGAAUGGUGGCAAUAUAGUGUGUGGUAGACGCUAUAAAGGUUGUACAGGGGACAGUUUGACUGGAUGCAUCAGUGUGUAUGACAGACAAUGGAUGCGCAUCAAUGACGUCACAAUACAAAGAAACACAACGCACGAUACCUCAUCGGUGCAUGUAGCUGUUGACCGUGAUGGGAUGAUCAUCGCUGCUGAGAGGGGUCAGUCUAUUAUAUACGUCAUCAACCCAGCUGAUAGUAAGAUCGUGAAUACCAUCACAUGUAAACAGGAUGUAGUGAUGCGAGGUGUGCUAUCAUCAGGUCACAUCAUCGCUCAACCUUACCCUCUUGGUAAGAGAGUACUAAUCAUAGACAGACAGGGUGGUCAAAGGGAAAUCCCCCACAAUGAUGACAUCUAUAAUGUCAGUGUUGAUCCUAUAACAGAUGACAUGUACGUUGUGACAUUAGACGACGAGUACAAGACAUGUAUGAUUGAUCAGGUGAUGAUUGAGAAUGAAGUGAAGAAGAGAAGAGUGACGUCAUUCCCUCUAUCAACUAGAAUGACUGAUCAAUGGACUGUGGUGCAUAGGCGAUAUCACCUUUUCUUAUCUCGUGUAAUGAUCUCAUCAUCAGGCAAGAUAAUUACUUCUGAUGGAGACAGUAUUCUCGUCUUCGAAAAGCGGCUCACAUUCUAAACGAUGAUAUGUCGGAUCAUUCACUAUGAUGAAUAUGAGACACACUGACCAGAAUAAUACCAUCUUUGGAUAAUUGAAAUAUCUGUAGCAGUGAGGCCUAUUAUGACCUAAUAACUCUGAUCUAUUUAAAACAUCACGGUUAACAAUAGGCAUUUCUAAAAAAAAUAAUAAACCCCAAAACUCCCGUAUCAAAGAACAUGUAUCAUGCAUGUGGAAAUGGGUUUCUAUAUCAUUGGUUGAAAAUAUUAUUGGCGAGGUCAUAUUGCAUAAAAUAUGACGAGCCGUCAUCAUCAUCAAGCCUACACGCCACGAUGGAUUUCCUUUAGAAAGUAUUGCUUUGCAAAAUGUAUAAUACAUCUUGUAAUACUUAUUUUCACAACUUAUAUUACGACUAAUACUACAGUUUUGUUAUAUAAUACCUUUGUAUAUUUUGACAUUCUGAUACCGAUGUGAAUGCAGAAAUAAAAGGAAAUCAAAAUAAAUAAAGUCAUAGUGGCAUAAUGCCAUAUUUUAUAUUUCCAUAUUUUCUGGUAUUUGAAAGAUAGAUAACCAAACACACUUCCGAUUUGAAGGUGCAGACAUUGAUCAGAUUCUACUGAGUGCAGUGGCUGAACAACUUAAUUAAAGAAUGUACAAGAAUCCAUAGAUUUAUCGUAAAAUUUAACAAAGAGAUAUAAAUCAAUACAGAUUAAUCAUUUUCUCUCAAUUGGACUGGUAAUCCUCACUUAGCGAAUGAAAUAUGCAUUCUUUUUAUGGACAAGGUUUAAAUUACUUCCAUAAAAAUGUGCCAUGAGCCUGUCAGACUUCUAAUUUAAACAUUGGUGUCACAUUUCUGUUUCAAUCUCAUCUGUUUCACUUGCCAUCCUAAUAGCAAUUAGGUUUCUAUCAGCGAACAAACUAAGAGCAAAACACUAACAAGACUGAUUGGAAUACGAUUCAAUGUAGAUUUAUUAAUUUUGGCCUUUUAAGUGCAAACAUAAGGGACCCCGUCGUAUAAAAAAUAUUCACUUUUAGCCCAAAUAUUGGCCAAGAGCGUUUUUCUUAAAUAUGUUUUCCUUUUAGCAUCAUUCUUUUAUCAAAUAAACUAAGAAAUAUAAUACAAGGUUUCAUGAAUUCAACGGUGUAUAUAAAGUAAAUAACGUAUAAGAUUAAGGGAACUUGGCGCGCCAAGUCGACUGCUAAUUGCAAAUACAGAUAUGGAACAUAAAUAUGCACAAUACUUAUUAAAGGGGGACACAUGGAUAUUUCACAUGCUUAUGUUAUGUUGCAUGGUUGACUGGCAUGGAGAGAGAGAGAGAGUGCGGGGGCUAAUAGGAAGAUAAAUGUAAGAUGAUUGGACAGAAAGAAAGGAGGGAGAAGAUGAUGAGUAGAAUCUGUUUCAACAAUAUACAUCGAUCCCUUAAUAUACUGUAUAGUCAUGUCUAUGUGUAGUAGGUCAAUUGAGUUUGCUAAAACCGUUACUGAGAGGGUUAAAAGUUGUGCAUUGUUUUUUCAAUAGAAUGUUUAUUCGAGAAAAAAAUUCUAUAUUUUGACAUAAUUCAUAUACUGAGAAACCAGUGAACUAACACUUGAUAAAGUUAUGAUAAAAUCAUUGUAUUUACACGAAAUAUAUUCAGCCAUUUUUUAAACAACCUUUAUGAAAGGCAGACCCACUAUGUACAGUAUAACUGAAAAUGGUGAAUUUUAAAAUAACAGUUUGCUUUUGGAUAUUUGUUUUCAAUCAGACCAUUAACAAUAAUGAUCAAUAUCAGAAUCAUGUAAAAUAAAUGUUUAUUCAUCUUGGCCUUAUUUACAUAAAGAAUUGUAAGCCUUGCGUAAGAAAUAUUUUGUUUUGAAAUGUAGUACUGUAAAUAGUUCAGUUUUUUUUAUAGUUAUGAAACUAUCAUUAUGUAAUAAGAAUUCGUCUUUGAUUGAUGUUGAUGGUUCCAUAGCAAAAUCAAACUGCAAAUUGGUUCAAUCUUUUAUGCACAAUAUAAACAUAUAUUUGGGAAAUUAUGUGUAUUUCUCUUAUACAUGAGACUUAAGUGAUUUUUGUUUUAACAUAAGGUUUAUAUAUUAUACCUUAUUCUUUAUAUUCAUGAUACCAUACUGCUCAAUAUGGUGACAAUGAUGAUGAUGAUGAUGAUAAUGAUGAUGAUGACGAUGGUGAUGGUGAUGAUGAUGAUGAUAAUGAUGAUGAUGAUCGUGAUGAUGAUAAUGAUGAAGAUGACGAUGGUGAUGGUGAUGGUGAUGGUGAUGAUGAAGAUGAUGAUGAUGAUGAUGAUGAUGAUGAUCGUGGUGAUGACGAUGAAAAUGAUGAUGAUGACGAUGGAGAUAAUAUUGAUAAUAAUGGUGACGGCAAAGAAUACAGUGACUAGUAUAAGAAUUUUAAUCUGUUAUUUAAAGAUAAAAGAUAACUGUACAAAUAAUGUUGUUAUCGAUUGUAUUUUAUAAACUUGUCGUGGCCGAGGGGUCUAAGGCGCCUGGCUAUACAUUGAAAGUCCGGGGUUCGAUCCCAGGCCGCGGUACCUAUACCCGUGAGCAAGGCAUUCAAUCUAAAAUUCUCUUUUAUCCUGCUUUCAAAUAGAUGGAAAUGCUUUGUGCAUUAUUGGUAACUAGGUGUGCACUUGUUUAAAAAAAAAUAGGUGAACGGUAAAGAACAAUAUGCGCGUAGAAAUUUUGAAUUAAUUCAUUCUUAAUUCUGUUAAUAAUAUUAAUGCUAUUUUUUGUCGGUGAGAUUAUUAUUCUUCUCCAAUGGUUUUAGUUUGUACGUGUCCAAUGAUUUGAUAUGAUGAAAACCAUGUUACAUAACCUCAUACUCUUUCAAUUUGGUAGAAAUCAUAAUGCUUGUUUUUUUUACAGUGAGUUUAAUUGAAAACAGUUCAUUCAAUAAUAACUUUGCAACUUUGACACUCUUUCGUCCUCAGCGAAGUGCAGAGAUCACUUGGUAAAAAACUUGUUUAAAAAAUUGUUUUAAAAUCAUCAUAUCGUAUCUCCUUAUCAAAUAUGAGAAAGAAUUAUCAAAUGAUUAUAUAAUGUGUUAAUGUUAUGUCCAACGUUUCAUGUUAAGCCCUUAAUGUAUAAUUUCUUAUGAUAAGCGCAUGAUGUAAGUAAUAUUAUUCCUUACACUCUAAAAAAGGUUUACCCAAUAUUGGGUAAAAUGGUAACAUGCAUGUUGGUUGGGUAAAAAGAUACCCAGUAUGGUGUCAAUUUAACGCAAUGUUGCGUUGAAAUAACCCAAUAUGGGGUAAAAAAAUACCCAGCAAACAUGCAUGUUGCCUUUCUACCUAAUAGUGGGUAAAAUUUUACUCAGUGUUUUUAGAGUGUAAUGAGAUAUAUUCUCUAAUAAAAAGGAAGUACAGUAGUGCUAAAAAAAAUAGUGAACCCACCAGAAAAUGAACAUAUAUAUUUGAAAGUGUUCAAAUUCUGUCAUCGUUUGAAAUAUUUUAUUGUGCAGUUAGGUGACAAAAUAAAACGUAAUAUAGUUUGGUUAACAAUCCAUAUGCACCAGUCCACUUUCUGGUGUGGUUUACUUACUUUUAAGCACCACUGAAUAUUUAAUCGACAUGAAUCGUAAAUUAGAAAAUUCAUUUCAGUUUAUUUAUGAGGUAGGUUUGUGAGUCGCUGGCCAUUUAAGAUACAAACUAGGAGAAAUUGUUUUAUUCAAUGUAUUUCCGCCCAACAUUGAAUGAUAUAUUUCUCGUUUGUUUCUAGCCUUUCAGAGAACCUACAUGGCGUCAAAAGAAUUUCAACUUGAAUAACUUCUAUUAUUUUCUUUCUCACUCUGAUUCAUUUGCGCGUAAUCUAUUGCCUUUGGGAAUGGUGGCUUCAUAUCACAGUAGUUUUGCCUUUUUGUCAAUGUGUAUUUUGAGCAAGCUGAUUUCGAACAAUAAUUGAGAGCAAUUGUUCACAGUCUGUGAGCAAGAGAAACGUAUUGGGAAAUCCAAUUCGGUCAUCAUUUCACACAAAAAUAUGCGAUCAAUCGUAAGUGGCAAUGGCAAAUCAAGAUCAUGGUUGAAGGUACAUAAUUGUUCAGAAUAAUUAGAAUGAACUGACCCGAAUCAAAACUUACAAUGAGAUAUUGAUCGUAAAUGUGUGUGUGUUACGAGGUCCUGAUCGUAGUUGUACAUUGGACUCUGUUGUUAAAUCACUUCUUUAUGGCUGAAUGCAGACACACAUUAAUUCUCGUUUGCUUUGUUCCAUGAUAUCUGUAAACUUGUGAAUAUUUGUAAAUAAUAAGAUCGGCUUCACAUUAA
This is a messenger RNA of Lytechinus pictus (painted urchin), 6338 nucleotides long. RefSeq lists its product as uncharacterized. Gene Ontology annotation, molecular function: protein binding. The transcript has 3 exons. The record is from RefSeq and is a predicted model, not a curated record. Bases 553 to 2103 code for a protein of 516 amino acids. NCBI's taxonomy places the organism in Eukaryota, Metazoa, Echinodermata, Echinoidea, Temnopleuroida, Toxopneustidae.